AUGAUAAGACAUGGUCAUCAAGCUAAGUUCACUGCAUCGGGGUUUUACUGGAACUUUUGCUGGGGCAAGAAGGAAAAGAAAACCCUGUUGUGCUUUCUGAGCAAAGUCAAGAGAAAACCACCUCAGCAAGAGCUAAGCUCGCAAGGCCUAGACGCAUCGCAGUUCAAAGUUGCGAAUCCAUGGGAAGAUGUCUCUGUCAGAAUGGGGAAUGUAUCUGGCAAGAAAUCGAAGUCGAUCUCCGAAGCCGAGGUGGUAGCAUAGCUCAAAGUCUGCCUUCAUUUCGACCGCCCUCAGGAAACCAUCUACACACGAUUUAGCACUCUAAUAUUACAGCAAGAUUUUAAGGGUAAAUUUUACCUCAAGGGACUUAUAUUGGAGAAGAUGGCCAACUCAAAAUACUUUAGAUAUGGGUAUGACUUUGCUCAAGGCCAAAUCGGGCAGGAUAGGAAGGGUACGGAUGACCCCGAGCAAUUGGGAUAUCACUUAGCAAAAAUUUGGGUAGAAGCAAUUACACAGGACAACUCCAAGUCACUUGACAUUUAUGUUGCCAUGCUUUUGGAUACAGAAAAAAAAUGGUGGGAUGUGAGUAAUAUAUCUGGUCUAAUGACUAAAACCAUGGCUGAAGCUAUCUGGAAGAGACUCCUAGAACAGGAUCCACAAAAAAAAGACAUUUUACCACGGAUCGCAAAAUGCUGA
Sclerotinia trifoliorum is the source of this 696-nucleotide messenger RNA. Lineage: Eukaryota; Fungi; Ascomycota; Leotiomycetes; Helotiales; Sclerotiniaceae. The record is from the annotation of a GenBank genome assembly.